CACCGCCGCCUCUGCAUGUUCGACUGCUAAUCAAUGGCCUGAAUGAGGUUAUACUGUGCCUCCACGAUACCCUUGCCUCCUCCACACCACCAAGGUCAGUCAGUAACGCAACAACACCCACAUCACUCCAGACUUCUGCUGGAGCUCACCCGCAUCCCAAGCGCCCCUCUCUCUUCGCGUCUGGUCAUUCUGCAGAGAGCGCUCGUUACGCCCGCCCGUCCUGGCCCCUGAACAGCGAUAA
Molecule: messenger RNA, 241 nt
Organism: Ceraceosorus bombacis
Lineage: Eukaryota; Fungi; Basidiomycota; Exobasidiomycetes; Ceraceosorales; Ceraceosoraceae
Source: the annotation of a GenBank genome assembly